Messenger RNA from Sitophilus oryzae (rice weevil), 932 nucleotides. Its product is annotated as medium-chain acyl-CoA ligase ACSF2, mitochondrial-like. NCBI's taxonomy places the organism in Eukaryota, Metazoa, Arthropoda, Insecta, Coleoptera, Curculionidae. Gene Ontology annotation, molecular function: medium-chain fatty acid-CoA ligase activity. The coding region runs from base 228 to 932 and encodes 234 amino acids. The transcript has 4 exons. Gene Ontology annotation, biological process: fatty acid metabolic process. The record is from RefSeq and is a predicted model, not a curated record.
ACUAACGAAUUAAGACAAGCAUAGACGUUAAUAAAUAAGCUUAACAGGAAGAUAAGUAUUGAACUGAUGGUACCCUGAAUGAUCAUAAUAAACAUGGAAUUAGUUACAAAUUUACAGAUUUAAAAACUCGUUGUUAAUUUUACUUCAGUAGAAUUUGUCCAAAUAUAUUAAAAUAUAAAUAGUAAUAACAGUUUAUAUAUUACAUACAACUUACAAGUUAAGUAACAAUGUUUUCAAGACGUACAAAAGUACUAGUUGGACAGUUUAGAGAUCUAAAGAGAUUCAAGAAAUAUCACAAACUGAGCUACAUCCAUAAUCCUGGAACAGAUUGUCUUAGACCUCUAACUGUGGGUAAAAUACUCGAAGAUGCAGCGGACAGGUUUGGCGACCGUUUAGCUAUUAAUGCCAGAGCCCAGGGUCAAAAGCUGACAUUUCAAGAGGUCCUCCACCAAGCCGAUAAGUUAGCUGCUGGACUAAGACAAGUAGGUUUAAACCCCGGCGAUAGGAUUGGAAUUUGGGGACCGAAUUUGUUGGAAUGGUAUUUGACGCAUAUGGCCUGCGCUCGAGGUGGUUAUAUUCUGGUUAACAUUAAUUCUGCUUAUCAGCCUUCAGAACUGGAAUACUGCAUUAAUAAAGUAGGAGUUAAAUGUAUCAUCAGCGAUUACAAAUUUAAAACUCAAAACUAUUACGAUUUUCUGAAUGAAAUAUCUCCGGAAAUAUCUACUAAUGAACCUGGCAAAUUAAAAUGUAUACGUAUGCCCACUCUGCAAAAUGUAAUUGUAAUUACAGAAGAGGACUUGAGAGGAGCCUUCAAAUUCCAAGAAAUUCUUGAUCUUGCAACUGAUUCCAGAGUAAAAAAUGUAUAUGCUCUACAAGAUUCUAUAGAUCCAGACCAGCCGUGCCAUAUACAAUUUACGUCAGUAAGUUUUUAA